Molecule: messenger RNA, 1665 nt
Organism: Micropterus dolomieu (smallmouth bass)
Lineage: Eukaryota; Metazoa; Chordata; Actinopteri; Centrarchiformes; Centrarchidae
Gene: mest
Product: mesoderm specific transcript
Molecular function (GO): catalytic activity
Source: RefSeq, a predicted model, not a curated record
GAUGACAACGCCCACAACCACGUACGCUGCACGGAUUUCCCAGUCAGCCUGAAACCAAUUGGCGGAAUUUUGUCCUUGCGUCUUGUAUAAAUUAGCAAAUAUAUUCAAAUUUUUGGGAAGCUGAAAGUAGGAACAGAGCAAGACGUCGGCGCUUUUUCCCCCUCUUUGCAAACCGUCGUUUCUUUCCGCUCUGUAGGAAUGCGUGCUGCAGUAAUGGAUCCUAAACACUGGGCGAAGGUCUGCAAGUGACAGGUCGCGACAUUUCUGGGCAGGGAUGAGACUCACCCCACCGCUGAGCUCAAGAUGAGAGAGUGGUGGAUCCAUGUGGGUUUGAUCUGCAUCCCGCUGGUAGCCGUCUACCUGCACAUCCCGCCCCCUCAGCUGUCACCUGCCCUGCAGAAGUGGCACAGUGCCGGAGAGGCCUUCCACUUCAGAGGCAGGGAGAUCUUCUACAGAGAUUCCUAUGGUGCUUUGGGAAGCUCUGAUGUCGUCAUUCUGCUCCAUGGCUUCCCCACCUCCAGCUUUGACUGGAACAAGAUUUGGGAGCCCCUCACGCAGCGCUUCCAUCGAGUCAUUGCCCUGGACUUCCUAGGGUUUGGCUUCAGCGACAAGCCACGACCGCACAGGUACUCCAUCUUUGAGCAGGCCAGCCUGGUGGAGGCCCUGGUGGCUCACUUGGGCCUGAGCAACCAGCGAAUUAAUGUGGUGUCCCAUGACUAUGGAGACACUGUGGCCCUGGAGCUGCUCUAUAGGAGUGACCAAAAUCGCACAGGUCACCUGACCUUUAACAGCCUGUGUCUUUCCAAUGGAGGAAUAUUCCCAGAAACACAUUACCCACGGCUGCUGCAGACACUUCUGAAGGACUUCACUUUUCUGGCUCCAGUUCUGACACGUCUCACCAACUACAUGAUCUUCCAAAAGGGGAUUGGAGACGUGUUUGGUCCAUACACGCAGCCCACAGAUGCUGAGUUCUGGGACAUGUGGACGGGUUUACGCUACAACGACGGCAACUUAGUUUUGGACAGCACUCUGCAGUACAUCAACCAGAGAUUAAAGCACAGAGAGCGAUGGGUGGGCGCGCUCACUUCCACCUUUGUCCCACGCAGCUAGUCCAGAGGUCGACAAUUACUAUCUUGGAUGAACACAUCAGCCACUACCCUCAGCUGGAAGACCCCACCGGCUUUCUCAACGCAUACUUCAAUUUUAUUCACUCUUUUUGAAGGGAAGCCAAAUGCAACAUCCAUGUUUGAAAAUGAAUCCAGAACCUGUACAAGCAGUUUGGUGCUUCUGCAAUACUUUUAGCGCAAAGUGAUGAAUGGUGAUUGUAACUGGGAGAAAUGCUGCAUCAGUUUCAGAUUUCAUCACAAAUGAUGGCAGCAGCAAUCCCUAAAAUGUCAGUUACUAGAACUGGAAGACAUCGGAUAUAGCUCAGCUAGAAACUUGAUUCAUUGUACUUAAUGCAGCUAACUGAAUACUUAGUUAUGCUUGGUUGUGUGAUUAUUGAACUCAUCUGGGACACUGUUUUGAUUCCCUCCAUUUUCUGUGAAGUCCAGCAAUCGGCUGCACUCUGAAUGGAUUUUGAUAUGAUUUUCUACAUUCCUCUUGAUGUCAAUGAAAAAUCUAAAUGUCAACUUUUCUUCAAAUAAAGCUAGUUUUGUUUAAAAA